Messenger RNA from Vitis vinifera (wine grape), 639 nucleotides. Its product is annotated as probable aquaporin TIP2-2. NCBI's taxonomy places the organism in Eukaryota, Viridiplantae, Streptophyta, Magnoliopsida, Vitales, Vitaceae. Bases 1 to 639 code for a protein of 212 amino acids. Gene Ontology annotation, biological process: transmembrane transport; water transport. The transcript is spliced from 3 exons. The record is from RefSeq and is a predicted model, not a curated record. Gene Ontology annotation, cellular component: membrane. Gene Ontology annotation, molecular function: water channel activity.
AUGUCAGCCGCGAAGCUGAUGACAUCAGAUGCCACCUCAGCUGAAACCGGUGUUCUGGCUGUUGCCGUGGCACACGCUUUUGCAUUGGUUGUUGCUAUGUAUUUGGCCGGAGAUAUAUCUGAUGGCCAUGUCAAUCCAGCUGUCACAUAUGGAUUGGUUGUUGGAGGCCAUGUCAGCGGGUUGACUGGCAUAUGUUAUUGCAUGGCUCAAUUAUCGGGGUCCGUUACUGCAUGCGUGGCGUUAAUAUUGGUCACGGCGGGCCAGGCGAUUCCUACUACAAGGCCGGAUCCCAAAAUAUCGGGUUUAGCUGACGUGGCGAUCGAGGCCUUGGCCACGUUUGCAAUCGUGUAUGCGGUGUAUGUAGCACGAGACCUAAGGAACGGGUCACGUGGAAUCAUGGGACCAAUAGCGGUCGGGUUUAUAUACGGGGCGAAUAUAUUGGUGACAGCACCGUUAACGGGCGGGUCAAUGAAUCCAGCCCGAUCAUUUGGACCGGCAUUUGUAACGGGUGAUAUGAAGAAGCAGUGGGUUUACUGGGUCGGACCCCUGGUUGGAGGGGGCAUUGCAGGUUUGGUGUAUGAGAGCUUGAUGACAACAUCAAAUGGCCAGCCUCCUUCUUCUAUUAGUAGUGUGGGCUAG